Fusarium sp. VM40 is the source of this 999-nucleotide messenger RNA. The record is from the annotation of a GenBank genome assembly. NCBI's taxonomy places the organism in Eukaryota, Fungi, Ascomycota, Sordariomycetes, Hypocreales, Nectriaceae.
AUGGCCUCAAUUCCCUCAACCAUGAACGGCGUCCAGUUCUCCAGGACGGGCGGCGCCGAGGUUCUCGACUACAGAACCGACCUCCUUGUCCCCAAGCUCAAAAAGGGCGAGAUUCUAGUCAAGAACGAGUACGCUGGUGUCAACUUCAUCGACACCUACUACCGCACUGGUCUCUACAAGGUUCCCCUCCCCAUGAUCCUGGGCCGUGAAGGGGCUGGUCGCGUCGUCAAGGCUCACGACAGCGUGGCUUCUUCCUUCCAGGAAGGCGACUCAGUGGCUUACAUGGAUGCCAACGCCGGCACCUAUGGCUCCUACUCAGCCAUACCUGCCGCAAAGCUCCUGCGUAUUCCCCAAGGCUUGUCCACGCAGCAGGCUGCUGCCAGCCUGCUCCAGGGACUCACAGCAUGGACAUUCAUUCGGGAGGCGGGACAAGUGAAGGCUGGCCAGUGGGUGCUGGUUCACGCGGCUGCAGGUGGUGUCGGCACGCAGUUGGUGCAGAUGCUCAGGGAGGUUGGGGCCAAGGUUAUAGGCACGGCGAGUACCGAUGAGAAGUGCAAGCUGGCAGAAAAAAACGGUGCGGGGUGGGUCAUUAACUCCAAGACAGGAAACAUCGUGGAGGAGGUAAUGAAGAUCACGGAUGGACAUGGCAUUGAUGUCAUCUUUGAUGGGAUUGGCAAGGCCACAUUCGAUCAGGACAUUGAACUGGCGGCGCGUAAGGGCAUCCUGGUAAUGGUGGGAAAUGCAUCCGGUGCCGUCCCGCCAUUCGAUAUCCUCAGGCUUGGGAGUAAGAACGUGAAGCUCGUGCGGCCAGUGGUCGACCACUACGUCGCGACCAGGGAAGAGCUGGAAGAAUAUAGCGGGGAGCUGUUUGAAAUGCUGGUAUCUGGAAAGCUGAAAGUUGACGUCCACAAGGUGUACGAGCAGAGCGAUGCCGCAUCGGCGCACGUUGACCUGGAGAGCCGAAAAACCACUGGCAAGCUGUUGCUGAAAAUUGAAUGA